Pseudocercospora fijiensis CIRAD86 is the source of this 507-nucleotide messenger RNA. RefSeq lists its product as uncharacterized. NCBI's taxonomy places the organism in Eukaryota, Fungi, Ascomycota, Dothideomycetes, Mycosphaerellales, Mycosphaerellaceae. The annotation marks the transcript as partial. The record is from RefSeq and is a predicted model, not a curated record. The transcript is spliced from 2 exons.
UUACUGUUGACACUCCUUGGAUUGCUCCUUAUUAUGCAACUCCGCACACGACUUUCCCAAAGCUCAGUAGACCGAAGGAAAAUACCAGUGCCUCUCCAUCACUGCGGGAACACACCUGAUGAGGCUCGUAAGUUAGGCUGUCGAUUUGAACUCCAUAACUUCGCAUGGGUACCGGCCGAGUGUUACGACGAUGUAUUGGGCGAUGACUGGGACUCGCAUGAUACUUGGUCGUACUCACGAUCAAUUAACGCCAACGACACGGAUGACGAGUUUGUGGCCGAAUGCCGUGCUGGGAAUGUGAAUGAUGCCUGGAUGCCUUGGUGGCAGCAUAUGGCACAUUGCGAUCUUAUUAUGAAAAAAUAUAUGCGCUCCGUGGCGUUUCAAAGACCAAUGGACAAUUGGACCUCGAGUUGGGAGCACUACCAACACUGCUCCCGCAUGUUGGCUCGCUUUGAUAUGGACCCGUUGCUCUACAACAGUCAUCUUUUCUUGAAGUUUCCAACCUGC